UAACUUUGCAAUACCUGCACUGACCAAGAUGUCUCUGCGGUGUGGUGUUGGUUUGAAAAUCGUUAUUUACAUUACUUGUUUUCUACACUUGAUAUUCUCAGAUCCAUGUGUAGAGCUCGAAGGAAGUGACUACCAGGAUCAUGUAAAGCUCAUCUGCAAGCUCAAUCCCCGCUGCAGCUGGUAUGACGUCACAACGCUUUACCCACAUCGAGUUCAAAUCUACGAAAACGACGAUCUCCUGGCCUGGGCGUCUACCGAGAAGUCUUACAAAGUCACGCGAACUGGAAGGGAAGUCGUGGAAGAGGUCUUCAAAAACGGCCAGUGGAAUUACAAACUCUUCUUCGGCAUAGCGCUAGCAAGGAAUGAGGACACAAAUCUGGUCUACACGUGCAUAAUUAAAGGAACUACUUCGAAAGGAAAACAGUUCUCUGUAGUUGGCAGGUACUCUUUUGAAGAAGAAGAAGACACUGAAACGACCACUAGAUCUACAUCUACCACAACCGUACAGGCUUUUAGAAGAAGCACAAAAUAUUACCCCAGAACCACUCAGCAUUAUGAUUCGCGAACGACAACGAAGAAAUAUGAAGUGGUGACUAAGCAACAAUGGACGACGCAAGCAAAUAAAAAUAUUGGUAGCUCUAAACUAGAACCAGAAAUGAGACCAUGUCUAUCUUUAAAGGCUGGCCAGCAAGAAACGAAUUCUCCUUCCCCGUCAGAUCAAUUCACAUUUAACUGCAGAGUUAACAAAUGCAAUAGUACUGACAAAUGGUCACUAACCUCCAUCAGGCUUAUCAAACUGAACGGCGAUAUUCAAAUCGCAUUGGCAAACAUUGAAAGACCUAGAGGCGUUGUGGAAGCAUUGACCAGCCAGAACUCUUUUCAGAACUUCCGAGUCUCCGGGACUGUGCGUGAUGGAGUAAACAGCUUCCUUCGUGUGGACUGGAAGCUUUCUGAUGCCACGGAUUUUGGUCUCUAUCAAUGCCUCGUAACCUACAGGGAUUCCCAAGGAAAAACAAAUACCUUGAAGGAAAACAUUGAGUUCAAGUCAAGCACGAGUUUCGUUGGGGACCUAAUUAACUCGAUUAGAAAAAAGUAAUUUGGACACAUUGGUCAUUUCUUUGUUUUUUCAAAGACAUAAAGACUAUAGUAUAAGAUAAUUAUUUAAUAGAAAU
Biomphalaria glabrata is the source of this 1172-nucleotide messenger RNA. RefSeq lists its product as uncharacterized. The record is from RefSeq and is a predicted model, not a curated record. NCBI's taxonomy places the organism in Eukaryota, Metazoa, Mollusca, Gastropoda, Planorbidae. The transcript has 3 exons. The coding region runs from base 29 to 1096 and encodes 355 amino acids.